Siniperca chuatsi (mandarin fish) is the source of this 2908-nucleotide messenger RNA. RefSeq names its product inositol hexakisphosphate kinase 2b (gene ip6k2b). The record is from RefSeq and is a predicted model, not a curated record. Gene Ontology annotation, molecular function: inositol hexakisphosphate kinase activity. Gene Ontology annotation, biological process: inositol phosphate biosynthetic process; phosphatidylinositol phosphate biosynthetic process. Gene Ontology annotation, cellular component: cytoplasm; nucleus. The transcript has 5 exons. NCBI's taxonomy places the organism in Eukaryota, Metazoa, Chordata, Actinopteri, Centrarchiformes, Sinipercidae. Bases 407 to 1807 code for a protein of 466 amino acids.
UUUUCUGGCUGGAGGAGCGAGCGGCUCUGUCGUCAGUUUCGGUAACAGUCAAACGACGAGGACGGCGGAAACGCACGUUGCUUUUAAAUGUUUUAAGCAGCUUUAAAGCUUUACAAGUUGCCUUUUAUUACACGUACAAACACGGAUAAUAUCCAGCACAGCAGAGGAGGUUUACAAUUCGUCCUCCUACGAGGAAAAGAAAGGGAAUACGGGAUUUUGUCGCUGCCUCUGUCCUUCCUGUUCAGCCUUUUGUUUGUCAUUGCUUCGCUCGAGCAGGCGACCGGUAGCGCCCCCGUGCGAGCCGACAGAAAAGAGCUCGAGGAUAGGGAGCCAAACGAGCGGCCGAGCCUCUUGCCUCCCGACCGACGUGGGUCCCCCCACCUCAGCUGUCCGAUGCGGAGUGAGGAUGAGUCCAGCUCUGGAAGCCCUAAUGCAGGCGGACGGGACUCCAUAUCCCGGAAAAGGGGUGAUGCUUGAGCCCUUCGUUCACCAGGUGGGAGGCCACUCCUGUGUGCUACGAUUUGGGGAACAAACAAUCUGCAAGCCCCUCAUCCCCCGGGAGCACCAGUUCUACAAAAGCCUCCCUCCAGAGAUGAGGAAGUUCACCCCUCAGUAUAAAGGUGUAGUGUCAGUCAGUUUCGAAGAGGAUGAGGAAGGGAACCUGUGCCUCAUCGCCUACCCCCUCCACAGCGAAUCAGGGGACCUGGAAAACAAAGAUCCCUCAGCAGACUGCGAGCCCAAGAGCAAGAUGGUGAAGUGGAGCAACAAGAAGCAGUCCCCGUUGCUUCUGGAAAAUGACAACUACAGCAAAGACCGAGCUCGACACAGUCGUAAAGAAGACAAGAUCAUGAGUUAUAAUCGUGAUGAGAUGCAGCAGCAGCAGCAGCAGCAGGCAGAGGUUCUCUACUUCAGCUUGGAGAAAGGAAAUGUGGUGCCACAGAUCAAACACAACCCCUGGAGUCUCAAAUGCCAUCAGCAGCACUUACAGAGGAUGAAGGAGAAUGCAAAGCACCGUAACCAAUACAAAUUUAUCCUUUUGGAGAACCUGACAUGGAGGUAUACAGUACCAUGUGUCUUAGACUUGAAGAUGGGAACUCGCCAACAUGGGGAUGAUGCAUCAGAGGAGAAGAAAGCCAAUCAAAUUCGCAAAUGUCAACAGAGCACAUCUGCCUCUAUUGGGGUGCGACUUUGUGGCAUGCAGGUGUACCAGUCAGACUCAGGCCAGCUGAUGUUCAUGAAUAAGUACCACGGCCGUAAGCUGACCCUUGCAGGCUUCAAGGAGGCUCUCUACCAGUUCUUCCACAACGGGCGUCGCCUGCGGCGAGAGCUGCUGUCCCCAGUGCUGCGUAGACUCCGGGAAAUGCAAGCCGCCCUGGAGGCCUGCGAGUCCUACCGCUUCUACUCCAGCUCCCUGCUCAUCAUCUACGACGGAGACCCUCCCAGGACUCCCACUAGACCUAGACACCGCGGUGGGGAAGAAGGUGAUGAGGAUGAGCCGUCUGAUGAGGAGGAGGAGGAAGACGAGGAAGAGGAAGGAGCCUUUGGUUUCCCUCGUUCCUCCUCAGCGGGUGGCAGUGCCAGUGUGGCCGGAGGGAGCAGCAACAGUGGCAGCAGUCGCUCAUCCCACAGCACAGGAGAGGCCAGCAGCCCCGCGGUGGACGUGCGCAUGAUUGACUUUGCUCACACCACCUGUCGGCACUAUGGAGAAGACAGUGUGGUGCACGAAGGCCAGGACAGUGGUUUCAUCUUCGGCCUCCAGAACCUGAUCACCAUCAUCUCCCAGCUGGAGGAUCACAGUACUGACUGAGGCUGCACUGGCGCCAACAUGGUCUAAAUUUUAAGCAUGGGAAGAGCUCACUGAGCUGAAACCCUGCUGCUUCAAGGUGCAUCGUCCUUAUGUCUACAUGGGGGUCUGAUCCUCCUCUGCUUGGAGGGAACCUCAGACACCUCUGGGGCAGAGGAGAGUCUGUGUGGUCGUCCCUGCGCGCUCUUUUACCUGCCAGAGGACAGGGCUGCCUGUGCCCUUACUUUGCACUUUGCUCUUUCUGAGACUGCUCCUUUUUUCUUUGUUAGACAUGGUAGGAGAAAUGUUGUAUGAGACGGCAGUCUCUCAAACACAGGGACUCCUGUAGCAUCCUAGGACCCUCCUCCCCCUCUUUUCCUCUGGUACAGUCAAGUUGCUUUAUUGUUAAGUUCUCUCUGAGAGAGAAAGCGAGGCAGAGUUAAUUGAAGCUCAAAUGUAGUUCUAGGAGCCUGACGUGGUGCUUUACCUGUGAUAGGACAUACGUUUUGGGGGGGUUAUGGAUGGAGGUUUGGACUGACGGUCCCCAACAGCACAACACAUUAUUAGGGGGGAAGUUGGCUGUACAAGGUCAUCAGCCUUGUAGCAAAUGACAGCUUAAGCUUCUGAGGAUAUUUUGUGUUUUUAUAUUGGUGUCUCUUAAGACCCUCGUCACAAACAUGGUUUGUGUUUCCACCAGGUGCUCGGAUUUACACUUUUUGGUGGAAGAAGAUUAUUUAGAUCUAGAAGAAGGGAUUUGCCUUUUUUCAACAGCUGUUCUCCCCUGUACCUUUUUGCCUAUAAACGAAAGACUUUUUGAAAAGGAGAUAAUAUCCUUGUUUUGUCACUGUCUUUGUUUUCGUCUGAUUUUCUCCUCUUCAUUCCUGAAACUUUGACUAAACAAAGAGAAUAUAUUGAUUAAAAACACUAGCUACAAAGACUAUAUAAAGACUAUUUAUUUGAAAGGAUUGUUUAAAAUGGAAACAUCUACAUUCCAUAUUACCACUUUAAAUGUUCUGUUCUGAUACCGAUUUUGAUUUAUUUUAUUAUUGCAAGAGCUGAUACCUCUCUUGUAUACCUGUGUGUUAACAGUGUCUUGGAAAAUAAAGGCAUUCAUUUGUGGUAAAA